Molecule: messenger RNA, 1128 nt
Organism: Penicillium angulare
Lineage: Eukaryota; Fungi; Ascomycota; Eurotiomycetes; Eurotiales; Aspergillaceae
Product: putative RNA binding protein Rnp24
Exons: 1
Coding region: 1-1128 (375 amino acids)
Molecular function (GO): RNA binding
Source: RefSeq, a predicted model, not a curated record
AUGAGCGAGUCACCCGAUAUUUCCCAAAAGAAGCGAAAGCUUCAAGACGGCCCCGAGCUUGAAAUUGAUGUUUCUGCACCCGAGCCGCAGUCCAAGAAGGCAUUGCGCAAAGCAAAAAAGCAAAAGUCAGAGCCCUCGAAGCCCGAUUCUGAUGAGAAGGAGAAACAUACAAACGAUAAGCCUCAGUCCAAGGAAGCCCCUGCUCCAGCUAAGCGAUCGGACUAUGGAAUUUGGAUCGGCAAUUUGGCCUUCUCAGUAACCCGUGACGAUCUUCGCAACUUCUUCACCUCUAAUAGCUCUAUUACCGAUGAUACAAUUACUCGAAUCAACAUGCCCAAGGGGCAAGAGAGAUUUGGGAGAAUUCAGAACAAGGGCUUCGCCUACGUCGACUUCUCCACCCAAAAGGCACUGGACGAGGCUAUAGGAUUGAGCGAGCAGCUUGUCACUGGCCGCAAAGUAUUGAUCAAGAAUGCGAAAAGCUUCGAGGGUCGGCCCGAGAAGUCCCAGGAUACAGAAAACGCAGCCAACGCCAAGCCCGGUCACCCUCCGUCUCGCCGCAUUUUCGUUGGCAACUUAGGGUUCGAUGUUACGAAGGAAAUUGUCGAGGGACACUUUAGCCAAUGCGGUACCUUGACCAAUGUGCAUCUCGCGACCUUCCAGGAUUCAGGAAAAUGUAAGGGAUAUGGAUGGGUGGAGUUUGAGGACAUUGCUUCUGCUGAAACAGCGGUGAGAGGUUUUAUCAUGUUCGAAGAAGAGGACGAGGAGUCAUCAGAUAGUUCGGAUUCGGACUCAGAUUCGGACUCUGAGAAGAAGAAGAAGAAGAAGUCCAAGAAGGCCAGCAAGAAGGCUCCCAGACGCAAGAUUUGGGUGAACCAGCUUAUGGGUCGCCGUAUGAAAUUGGAAUUUGCGGAGGAUGCUACCACUCGUUAUAAGAAGCGAUUUGGCAAGGAUGGCGAGGGCAAGAAGAAUGAUCAAGAUUCUAGCGAGGGCAAUGGUUCCGAGGGCCGGCCUCGCUCCUUCAAGCCAAAGCGAAUUGAAGUCGACGACUCUCGAUACUCGAAAGAGACCGUACAACGUCUCAGUGGAGCCAUUGUUGAAGCUUCAGGCUCAAAAACUACAUUCGACUAA